GACUGCGGACACAGUACAGGGGAUGACCAGAGACUGCGGACACAGUACAGGGGAUGACCAGAGACUGCGGACACAGUACAGGGGAUGACCAGAGACUGCGGACACAGUACAGGGGAUGACCAGAGACUGCGGACACAGUACAGGGGAUGACCAGAGACUGCGGACACAGUACAGGGGAUGACCAGAGACUGCGGACACAGUACAGGGGAUGACCAGAGACUGCGGACACAGGGGAUGACAGGGGGGAUGACCAGAGACUGCGGACACAGUACAGGGGAUGACCAGAGACUGCGGACACAGUACAGGGAUGACCAGAGACUGCGGACACAUACAGGGAUGACCAGAGACUGCGGACACAGUACAGGGGAUGACCAGAGACUGCGGACACAGUACAGGGGAUGACCAGAGACUGUGGACAUAGUACAGAUGACCAGAGACUGCAGACAGUUCAGGGGAUGACCAGAGACUGAAGACAGUAAAGGAGAUUACCAGAGACUGCGGA
Messenger RNA from Staurois parvus, 502 nucleotides. The record is from the annotation of a GenBank genome assembly. NCBI's taxonomy places the organism in Eukaryota, Metazoa, Chordata, Amphibia, Anura, Ranidae.